Coregonus clupeaformis (lake whitefish) is the source of this 1919-nucleotide messenger RNA. Its product is annotated as proto-oncogene c-Fos-like. Gene Ontology annotation, molecular function: RNA polymerase II cis-regulatory region sequence-specific DNA binding; DNA-binding transcription factor activity, RNA polymerase II-specific. The record is from RefSeq and is a predicted model, not a curated record. The coding region runs from base 165 to 1505 and encodes 446 amino acids. The transcript has 5 exons. Gene Ontology annotation, cellular component: nucleus. Gene Ontology annotation, biological process: regulation of transcription by RNA polymerase II. Lineage: Eukaryota; Metazoa; Chordata; Actinopteri; Salmoniformes; Salmonidae.
UCCACUAUCUGCAGCAACUAUCGUUCACGUGAAAGCAGUAAAAGUGAUGCACAGAGGUGACAUCAGCACGACAGUGGAUAACAGCCAUACGAUAAUAUAAGAGGGAUAGUGAUUUUUUUUUUUUUAAAGCUUUAUUAAUAAAAAUUUUUUGAUAAGGCAUCAUCAUGUAUCCGGACUCGAGCCCAGACUACGACGACUCCUCGAGCUCGUCUCGCAGCACGAGCAGCAGCUGCUCAGCAUCGCCUACCGGAGACGUCGCCCGGUGCAGCCAGCGAUCUCCAGACUCACCCACGAACGCAUCGUCAAUGGACAGCAGCAUGUCGCAGGAUGUCUGUGGUGAAAUAGACUCUCCAUGGCAGUCUCCAUUUGUUCCAACGGUCACUGCAAUCUCAACCUCCAUGGAUCUGCACUGGAUGGUCCAACCGACCACUGACAUCACAUCAGCAUCAGUCUCGCCCUUCUCCUGCUCCUCCCCCUCCCCCUCCUCCUCCUCCUCCUCCUCCUCCUCCUUCUCCUCCUCCCCCUCCAGUGGACGUGCAAAGCUUAGCAGAGCGCAUGGCGCAACCCAAUCGUCUUCCAGAGUGGAAGGCAGCAAGGAACAAUCCACCUGCAAGAAAGGGAAAAAACAGCCUUUAUCAGAAGAGGAUGAGAGGAGGAAGAUCAGGAGAGAGAGGAAUAAAGUCGCCGCAGCCAAGUGUCGCAACAGACGGCGGGAGCUCACCGACACCCUGCAAGCCGAAACUGAUCAGCUGGAGGGGGACAAAGAGGCCUUGCAGACAGAGAUAGGCCACCUCCUGAAAGAGAAAGAGAGACUGGAACAGAUCCUAUCCACCCACCAACCAGCCUGCAAACUAGCCGCCGCUGAGGACGAUGUCGAAAAUGAGAUCAACGAUGACAUUGAAGGCAUGCUACAAGACACCGCAGAUUCUGCCCAGCUGCUCUCCAUCUUGGAGAACUCAGACAAACUCCAACUCCCAGAAGGCAGUGCGACAGCAGUGACUGUGUCCAAGGGCCCCUUACGCCAUGAAAUGGACUCCGUCCCCGUGCCAAGCAUCUCCAUCUCUGCCUCGGCCAUCUUGGGUAACUCCAACAUCCUACUGUGCUCCAGUGCUGAGGAAGAACCCAUGGAGGACCUAGACUUCGACCAACGUGACCUACAGGACCUGGUCCCCAGCCUGGAGCUGGCUGUGGCCCCUGAGACCGCCCCAUCCGUUCCUGACAUCGACCUCCUCGGGGGCCCCUUCUGCCUGUCAGACUGGGAGACCCUGUACAAGUCUGUGGCCAACGAUCUGGAGCCCCUCUGCAACCCCACAAUGAUGUCUUCCAGUGACACUCCUACGUGUAGCAGUUACCGCUCUGUGUUUUCCUUCAAUUACUCAGAGGUAGACCAUAUGGCUGAGGAUGAGGGGUGUUGUGAGAGCUCCGAGGGCCUCAAAGGAGUUGUUGGUGGUAGUUCUGAUUUGAUUAACGGUAAUCUCAACUCUCCCACUCUGUUGGCCUUGUGAAGUUGUUAUGAACUGGUUGGAGAAAUAGGGCUAGUUCCCCACCACACACAGAUUAAGCUUAGUCUUAUUAAAAAGUAAUAGCAUGUUCAAUAACGAUUCUCCAUUGAAAGGUGCGUCUUAGUCCAGGGCUAGGGCUAGAUCUGUGUCCGGGAAACUGGUCCAUGAGGUUGAUAUUGAACCAAUAAGCUAUGGUCUAUUUAUCUAUCUAUCCCCUGAUGUUUUGUUGUGCUUGUUGUGAUGUUUUGUUAACCUUUAACCUUUAGCACCAAAUGAAAGGUUAACUUCUUUCCAGAUAUAUUGGUGCACCUGUGAGGGCAGAUCGCUCUCUUGAGCAGCGGUGGAAAAAGUAUCCAACUGUCCUACUUGAGUAAAAGUAAAGAUACCUUAACAGAAAAUGACUCAAGUAAAAGUGAA